Messenger RNA from Zea mays, 1636 nucleotides. Its product is annotated as Aspartyl protease AED1. Lineage: Eukaryota; Viridiplantae; Streptophyta; Magnoliopsida; Poales; Poaceae. Gene Ontology annotation, molecular function: aspartic-type endopeptidase activity. The record is from RefSeq and is marked provisional. Gene Ontology annotation, biological process: proteolysis.
CUUAUGGAGUCUGCCAUGUUUGCCGGCUGCUGGCUCCUCGCGGCUUCUCUCGUGCUCGCAACGCUCGCGUCUCCCCACCGUCUGGGCGCGGCGGCGGGUGAAGGAAGCGAGACGAAGUGGCACGUUGUGAGCGUCAACUCGCUGCUGCCCAGCACGGUCUGCACGCCCACGAAAGCGGCACCCAGCUCGUCGGCGCUUACCGUCGUGCACGGGCACGGCCCGUGCUCGCCACAGGAGUCACGCCGCGGCGCACCGUCCCAUACCGAGAUCCUAGGAAGGGACCAGGACCGAGUCGACGCCAUACGCCGCAAGGUGGCUGCCGUAACUACUGCGGCGUCCAGCUCCAAGCCCAAGGGCGUGCCCCUGCAGGUUGGCUGGGGCAAGUAUCUCGACACCACCAACUACUUCACCUCGCUCCGCCUGGGGACGCCAGCGACGGACCUGCUAGUGGAGCUCGACACCGGCAGCGACCAGUCGUGGAUUCAGUGCAAGCCGUGCCCGGACUGCUACGAGCAGCACGAGGCGCUGUUUGACCCCAGCAAGUCGUCGACGUACUCUGACAUAACCUGCAGCUCGCGGGAGUGCCAGGAGCUGGGCUCGUCGCACAAGCACAACUGCUCGUCGGACAAGAAGUGCCCGUACGAGAUUACCUACGCCGACGACUCGUACACCGUCGGCAACCUCGCGCGCGACACGCUGACUCUUUCGCCGACCGACGCGGUCCCGGGCUUCGUCUUCGGGUGUGGCCACAACAACGCCGGGUCCUUCGGCGAGAUCGACGGGCUCUUGGGCCUCGGGCGCGGGAAGGCGUCGUUGUCGUCGCAGGUGGCGGCCAGGUACGGCGCGGGCUUCUCCUACUGCCUCCCGUCGUCGCCGAGCGCCACGGGGUACCUGUCCUUCAGCGGAGCCGCAGCCGCCGCCCCUACCAACGCGCAGUUCACGGAGAUGGUGGCCGGUCAGCACCCGUCGUUCUACUACCUCAACCUCACCGGCAUAACGGUCGCCGGCCGGGCGAUCAAGGUGCCCCCGUCCGUGUUCGCCACGGCGGCCGGAACCAUAAUCGACUCGGGCACCGCGUUCAGCUGCCUGCCCCCGAGCGCCUACGCGGCGCUGCGGUCGUCGGUACGAAGCGCCAUGGGCAGGUACAAGAGGGCGCCCAGCUCCACCAUCUUCGACACGUGCUACGACCUCACCGGCCACGAGACGGUGCGGAUACCGUCGGUGGCGCUGGUGUUCGCCGACGGCGCCACCGUGCACCUACACCCCAGCGGCGUGCUGUAUACCUGGAGCAAUGUCUCCCAGACGUGCCUCGCGUUCCUGCCCAACCCCGACGACACGUCCUUGGGCGUACUUGGGAACACGCAGCAGAGGACGCUCGCCGUCAUCUACGACGUGGACAACCAGAAGGUCGGGUUCGGCGCCAAUGGCUGCGCCUGAAAUCAACCGUGUUUCGCAAAAGAUCAACGGCUAUAACGUGAUGCACUGAUGCGAUCAUAGCGAUCGUGGUUUAGCUUUCGUAGCGGUGAUCUUGCGAGGAAGGUUUUUAGACUUUCCAGGGUUGGUGUGCACGGUUUGUAUCAAGGGUUGGUUUGCACGUAAUAUGUUCUCUCGUAAUAGUCACCAAUUUAAAAACCCU